Messenger RNA from Drosophila suzukii, 1928 nucleotides. RefSeq lists its product as uncharacterized. The record is from RefSeq and is a predicted model, not a curated record. Gene Ontology annotation, biological process: transmembrane transport. Gene Ontology annotation, molecular function: transmembrane transporter activity. Lineage: Eukaryota; Metazoa; Arthropoda; Insecta; Diptera; Drosophilidae. Gene Ontology annotation, cellular component: membrane.
CGUCUGAACAGUCGGCUAACUUGAUUCGCGGCGUUUGCAAGUGUGAAAUUCACUAAAUAGCCAAAUAUCAGUGACACAAAGUGUAAAAAUAAUGACAAACUCAAGUAGAAAGCCGUGGUUCCAAUGAAAAAGUGCCAAGUAAACAAUCAACAAAUCAACUGGACAAAUAAUUGAAAACGGAAACGUCGACACAAUUGUGAAACCCAUUGAUUUUCCGUUACGCAGUGUUAUUGAGUGAUUAAAUCCAAAAUGCCAAUGUUACCAACGAUUGAGGAAGAGGCCAAGUUGUCCUGGCUUCGCCUCAUGUGGAAAUAUCGCCUUCAAUUCCAGUCCAUGGCUUCGGCUUCGAUUGUUUUCGUGGGCUGUGGAAUGCGCUUAGCCUGGUCAAUUUUCGACACGCCCGCCGGAAAGUUCCUCAACCACAAUAAUACCCAUAACCUGAUGAUGAGCUGGUUUAUUGGAGCCGCUUUGGGCGCCCUUUUGGCCGCCCUAUUUGUACAGCGUGUCACCAAGAACGUGGCAUAUACCUCCAGUGGCUUCCUGAUGAUCAUGGCUGGCAUUCUGAAUAUAGUUCUUCCCCAGCACUUUCUGGCCGCCUGCUAUAGUAGCGUGAGUGUGGGCGCAGCCUAUGGAUUGACCCAGGUUCAGGCCCUGGUCACGGGAUCAGAGGUGGCUCACAAGUCCAUUCGAGGGAUGCUCCUCAGUUGUGAGAAGUUAUUCCUGUGGCUGGGAGUCUGUGUGCAGGUGUUCUACACUCGCGUGUGGCGCAAUAUGAGACCACUGGAUACGCAUGGUUACGAAAUGCACAUUGAUCAGUUGCAUGGGAUAGCCAUAGCUGGAUUGGGAUUGGGAGCUGUUAUCCUGGCCCUAGCUCAUCGACUGGAAUCACCACUACUGUUGUUGCAUCAGGAACGGGAUAUGGCCGUGGGUGAUACCUUAAAAGCCCUACAUGGACAAUCUACCACAGAGUUGGUGAGAUUGCGGGAAGACUGCCGACAAUUGCAUAGUGCUCGAGAUUGGGAGAGAUUUGUGGAGGAGCCGGAAGAAUUGGUGGCAGGCUGGAGAGUCUGGGCGAGAAGACUGCUGCCCUUUUUCAAGGUCCUGCUACUGAGAUGCUUUGCCACACUGGCCGUGUCCUUGAGCUACAAUCGAGCCUUUGUGGUGGUCAGUUGGCAUGGCCUGGAAUGCGAUAUGAGCUGCAUGUACUGGCUGGGGUUCGCCGGUCUUAUAGGCAGUACUUUAGGAGCUUUUACAGUAGACUGGCAGGGUCGCAGGAAAUUCUGUUCCUUAUCGCUUUUCCUCUCCGGCAUUGUGAUUGUAAUGGUGGGCGGAGUCUUCGAGCAUCUGGAGUCCCUCAAGAGAUCCUUCUAUGACAUAAACCUCCUGGCCAUAGCUUUGCUUAUGCUUUUAUUCGAGGUUAUAGUGGCAGGAGGCGUGGCAGUUCCCGCCCUAAUAUACACAGCCGAGGCCUUUAGUAUCGCCCACAAGGCCAGAUGUCUAGCUGGUAUCCUAAUUCUGGAGCAACUGCUUCAGUUGGGCCUUCUUUUGGCCACAUUCGAGCACUACAUCACCGUUUCGGUGUUCUUCUUCACGAUCGGAGGCCUUAGCUUUAUAGUUGGUCUAAUUGUAUUUAUGUUUAUGCCAGAAACCAGGCAACUCACACUUUACGAGUGCCUGCUCAAGUUCAAGAAAGUUCCUUAAGGCCUCGCCGUAUCUCUAAGUGCCAAGUAUCUGUUAUCUGUAUCUAUCUGUUAUCUAUUUUUACGUACUCUACUCUACUUGCUAUAUAUUCUAUUCGCGUGCAUAUCAUUAUCUAUUAAAUACCUAUUCCUACGAUUUCACUUUGCCAAUCUGGCAACCUCAUAAUAUAAGUAAUUAUCUAAGCAAAAUACCCUUAUAUCAUUCGCUGUUAAUUCUAAUAAAAUUAU